ACCAUUUAUACAGAGUCACCUGUAUACAGAGUAAGCUAGACUUUGGCCUGUUAGACUAGAGGCUGUGUUAAACAGUGGAUCACACUGUUUUCUACCUCUCUCAGAACCUGGAGCUUUGGCUACAUUUCUGUGAACAACAACCAGGAAACUUUCAGGAUGAUCCAGGUGUUCCUGACAGGUCUCUUUCUACUGUUGCACAGGCCCACAUUUUGUGAUGGCAGUAAGAUUCUGGUAGUUCCUGUUGAUGGCAGCCAUUGGCUCAACAUGGAAAUAAUCCUUAAAGAGUUGCACUCCAGAGGCCACAGCAUCAGUGUGCUGCACUCUCCCACAGGCUGGUACAUCCCCAAUAACUCUACAUUUUACACUUCUAUCCAUGUUAAAAUGUUGGAUGAUGAAGACAAGGAUUUCUACAAUAACAUGCUUUUACAGUAUAUGGAAUGCCGCAAGUCAACACAGUUUUUGCGCACCUUCUGUCAGAACAACUUAGUAGGAUCUAUGCUGGAUUUAGGCCACAUGGCUCUUGCUCAAGCCGCUGCUGAAAUGUUGGAUGACCCUGUUUUUAUGAAGACGCUGCAAGAUGCCAAGUUUGACCUGAUGUUAACAGAUCCUGGCCUGAGUAUUGGGGUCCUGCUGGGUAGUUACCUCAAGCUGCCAAUGGUUUACAACGUACGCUGGAUGAAUACAGGGGACGUUCAUUUCACCAUAGCUCCCUCUCCUCUGUCCUAUGUACCUGUGCCAGGAAGUGAACUUCAUGAUCAGAUGGAUAUUUGGGAAAGAACUAAGAAUAUGCUGCAUUAUCUGCAAAGUCUUUAUCAGCAGUACUUUAUCAUAAACCCUUACUAUUCAGAUCUGCUCCAGCGGCACUACCCUCCUGGAUCGGACCUGUUGUCCCUGGAGCGCUCGGCUGAUCUCUGGCUAGUUAGGGCCGAUUUUGUCUUUGAGUUUCCUCGCCCAACAAUGCCCAAUGUGGUCUACAUAGGGGGCUUCCAGUGCAAAGAGGCAAAGCCCCUCCCUGCUGACCUGGAGGCCUUCAUGCAGAGCUCUGGGGAGCAUGGGGUGGUGGUCAUGUCCUUUGGGACGUUGGUGUCAGCUCUGUCUCGUGAGGUUACAGAAGCCAUCGCUGCUGCUUUUGCUCAACUCCCUCAGAAGGUGGUGUGGAAGUUUCUUGGAGAGAAGCCUUCAUCUUUGGGGAACAAUACCCUCUUGGUGGAGUGGCUGCCUCAGAAUGACCUCCUCGGCCAUCCCAAGACUCGUGCCUUCAUUGCCCAUGGUGGCACCAACGGCAUGUAUGAAGCCAUCUACCACGGCGUUCCUGUUGUAGGCAUUCCUCUCCUUUUUGACCAGUUUGACAAUGUUCUCCGACUCAAGGUCCGUGGGGCUGCUAGGAUGGUUGAGGCCAGGACCCUUAACGAGAAAGACUUUCUUGAAGCCUUGAAGGAUGUCCUGGAGACCCCUUCAUACCGACAGAACAUGCAGCAUAUGUCAACGCUGCACCGGGACGUUCCAGUGUCACAAAUUGACAAAGCCAUCUUUUGGAUCGAGUAUGUCAUCAGGAAUAAGGGAGCAGGUCACCUUCAGAUAGCAGGGUUUAGUCUGCCUUGGUACUCUUAUUACUGCCUGGACGUUGCGCUCUUAUUCCUCGUUCUUAUUGUAGCAUUUGUCUGGGCUUCAGUUUCAUUCUGCAGAAUUCUCUGCUGCCGACGGUCCCGUAGGAAGACAAAAGCAGAGUAAGUGACUCUCUGAUGGAUUUGCACUCUGGACACAUUCUUGGUAGAAAAAUAAUACAACAAAGUUCUGAUAAAGUCAAGAAAUAUUUUUAUGCUUACAGAAUAACAGAAAACCUCCAAAAUCACACACUGGUAUGAAAAAUGAGAAAAAGAUGUCAGUUCCUGGCUGUAUUUCUUCUCAUUGCUUGUUUUUUAUGUCUUUGAACCAGACUCUAAUAUAAUAUGAAUAGCAAAUCACCCAAUAUUUUAGCUUUAAUCAAUAAGAGAUGUCCAGCUUCAGAAGCCCUCUUGUAGACCACUACUGAUAAAUGUUGCCUCUGUCAGGUCAGAAGGGACAACAUUUGCCUGUACAGCAUGUUUCCCAUUUUAGAAAAAAAAAAAAAAAGAAAACAAUAAACUCCAUUCAUAAACAAAGUCUAGCCAUCACAGACGAAGCAAUAUCUUAUACACAAAACAGAAAAUGCUAACAGUGGCUAGCUUUAGCUUCAUCACUUUUGGCUCAAGCUAAUGUAGCUAAACUAGCUAUGCUGUUAAUGUUACUAUGGAAGCCAGUGUAGCUACUUUAUCUUAACCCUUUGAGCUCUGAGCUACUUUUGAACCAUUUGGUCUCAUCUGGACUUUUUGUCUUAAAAACUUGUAAAACAUCAACCAUGUGGUGCACAAUCAAGCUCUUAACAUCCCUUUUUCCAGGACAACCUGGGCUUGAAGUAUAUGUACUUAGCUUCUUUUGAGUGAUUAUUCAAAGCACUUCCUGUCUGCUGUGCCACAGAGGAACACGUCACAGCCUCUCUGUGUCUCUUUCUCUCUAUUAUGAGCUCCUCAGGCUGUCUCAUCCAGUUUCUAAGCGUUAGAGCAUGCUCAGGUUGGCAAGGCAUGACGUGACGAUGGAGCAGCCUGCCAUUGGUUGUCACAGUCUGUAACUAUGCACUGUGUCAAACAUUAUGGUGGCAAAUGCUAAAGCUAGAGGCAGGAACGAUUGAAAAUGGGUUAAAAGGGAUAAAAGAGGCAUUCAAUGUCAGAACUACUAGUGUUGAUUUAAUAUUUAAAUGCCCUGAAAAGUCACCCAAGUUCAAGGCUCAUUAGAAAAGGUAUCGUCAUUCAGGAAAAUACAGUAAAGUCCUUUUUCUGAUAAUGGACCUGAUACCUGACCUUAAUAAGUUAACCCCUUAAAGCCAUACUUGAUACAUACUUUUUAUGAUACCUCUAUCUAAUCAAUAUGAUCAUAAAUUACAAAAAAGAAAAAAAAAUCUUCUGAAUACAAUCUGAAAAGUGAUAAAAAUGCCCUCAAGUGGAUUAUCAGUUAAAUAUAUAUGUUAAAUUUUAUGUAAAUUUGGAUUAUUUGGAUAUCAGUAAAGAGUGAAAUAAACAUUUCAGUUCUAAAAAAUACAUAAUUUUUUGAAUAUAAUUUGUGUUUUCAGGCUUUAAUGGGUUAAGGCCAGGUAUAAACUAAAUUUUGAC
Messenger RNA from Cheilinus undulatus (humphead wrasse), 3185 nucleotides. Its product is annotated as UDP-glucuronosyltransferase 2A2-like. Gene Ontology annotation, molecular function: UDP-glycosyltransferase activity. The record is from RefSeq and is a predicted model, not a curated record. NCBI's taxonomy places the organism in Eukaryota, Metazoa, Chordata, Actinopteri, Labriformes, Labridae. The transcript is spliced from 2 exons. Bases 157 to 1731 code for a protein of 524 amino acids.